Messenger RNA from Porites lobata, 21017 nucleotides. Lineage: Eukaryota; Metazoa; Cnidaria; Anthozoa; Scleractinia; Poritidae. The record is from the annotation of a GenBank genome assembly.
AGGGGUCAAUCCAGGAACUCACAUCUUGUUUUUACCACAGACUUUUCUUAUUGCCUGUUACGCGUGGAGUAUAUAUUUUGAGGCGUCUUUCAGCUAAGAUUUGGUCAUUAGGAAAAGCUUAAUGUGCGUCAUGGAGUCGGCUUGUGCGAAGUAAACUUACUCUGCGAUCUUCAAUUUACAUUUUAAGCAGCUGACAGCGUCUCCAAGGGUACAUAUCACAGACGGGCUCUUCUCGUUGAGGGUAAAAUAAUACGGUUAUAAUUAAAACAGACCACAGCUCUCGACAGUGAAAAUUGGUACAUAUUACAUUAUCAGACUGACCUUCAAGUCGUUAUGACUUUUAUGUCACCAGUAUUGUCUACAUUAACACCCUCGUUUUUGCUUGAUGUGGAGUUGCGUUAACCGAACUGCAUCAUUAUGGAUGCGCUUCAACCCAGAUCCAAUAUUAAAAAUGGAAGAUCAAGCGGCUCUUAAAACAUACAGGAGGGAAAUAACAAUAACUUGAGACUUGUACUUUCUCAUACCAAGCCGUUCUUCGUCUUGGGUUGCGAGCGAAACAAGAAUUUAUUUGACGAGUAAUGUCAGGAAACGAUAAAUCAGACGAAGAUGCUAUCGAGAAAAUUUCAAGCAACCUGGACGUUUCUGAUGAGUGUAAAGUUGACAGAAAAACAGAGCCUCGUUAUGAUAACGAGAUUGAAAAUAUUGAAGAGACAAGUAACGAUAUUUUUAAGGAUUUUCAACCCUUUGCUUUCUUUGUUCUUCAUCGCCAGCAGCUUCCUCGACGUUGGUUCAUUCGUGUCGUAACGUGGCCAUAUCCUUUUUAACAAGAAUAUAUGUUUUUUUUUUGGUAAAAAAUCUGCUUAGUUUAAGGUCCUUUUUCAUGCAACAUAACAACCAGCUGUUUGCAGUUCAUUUAAAGGAAAUUUAAAGGCAUUUAACAGGAUUUUCUUGUUUCUUACCGCUGUUAUCGUUUAUUUGUUCUUUAAGUCUAAUUCUUGCGCAAACUUAUAUUUAACGUUGAUUGAAAUUCUAAUAUUGCACUCUUGUGUGUUUAGUGAGAUAAAACAGCGGUAGCCUGUUAAUCUUUUGAUAAGUAUGAAAAAUCUUUCUUCUAUCCCCUAAUCCUUUUGCCCAAGUAAAAAUAUGUACCUUUAGCGUUAACCAAUCUCCCCUCACUUCUCUGCCAUUUCUUCUCAAACUGUACAAUUUUCAUUGCAAGAUGCAAAAUAUUAGUGUUUUAAUUACUUUAGCUUUCGACUGAAUUAAAAUCAAUAUGAAAGAACAAAAGCCUUUUAGCACUUGGAACUCAGUGAAGUCACUUGGCAACAAGUUUCACAUGCGGUCCUCGUUGACUGACUUUACAUUCUUUUAUAAACCAAUAUUUUAAGCCACGGUAUUUCAGUAAAAUAGCGAUUACUUUAAGUUGUUUUAAUUGCAUUUUCGUAAAAGGAAAGCAGAAACGAGAAAGACAUGUUGAACGUCGAGUUCUCAUCAAAGACAGUUUAAUUUAGGUUGUAUUGCCAUUUAGAAUUAAAGUUCAUCGUAAAUCUCAUUGAUUUUGACGUCUCAUGAUCGAUUUAAAAAAUUGAUCAAUUUUCCGAUAAUUUCAUAUCUUUACGGUUACUAGCUUGAAGCCAUCAAUUUAAAAACACAACGCGACCAUUUCCGAAGUAACGAAUAUCGGUCUAAACUAGACAGGCAAAACUUUCAUUUCGCUUUGAAUGAUAUUCACCAUAUGAAACUGUUCUACCAUAAUUGUUAUGUAUUAUAUUAAAUAAUGUGAAAAUUUAAAAAGUAAAAGCGAGACAAACGUCGAAAAAAAAUUGGUAAAGGAAAUGAUUUUCCGAAGUUUAUUAUAGCUGGAAAUUUCAUCUUGACUGUUUUUUUUUUUAAUAUUUAGAUUCAGUCUGGAUUUUAUAGAAUAUUUCGAAUCAAUCUUUAAUUAAGCUGAAUUGAUGCUAUUGACUGACUUAUUGUAUUGAAGAUCAAAGGAGAAAACUUAAAAACGAGAACUGAGCUAACAUGCCUGUAGUGUGGCAGAUGGAGCGAUCAAUACUUUUUGUUAUACCACUACAUUAGAAAUUUCUGCAAUUUGAUUGGCUCAGAGCAGUGGUAUUUCAGCUUAAUUUGAAAUACCUUCAUGUGAAAAUUACAAACCUUUUGUGGGUAGUAGUAUAAACAAAUAAUAGUAUGAUUUGUCCGUGAUAUUUGGCAUAAAUACCACUCGUGAUAUUUCAAAAUUGUCUCAAAUUUCACUCGCCUAGCGGCUCGAGAAAUUACGUAUAACAAUUUCGAAAUAUAACUCGUGGUAUUUAUGCCAAAUAUCACUACAAAUCAUGCUAUUACCUAUACAAAUCAUGGCUAGGAUGACCAUGGCCAAACGUUUAUUAUCAUUAUUAUUAUUUUAUUAUUUAAAAGGUGAAAGCGAGAAAACCGUCGAAAAAUAAUUAUAAAGGAAAUGAUUUUCCGAAAUUCAUUAUAGCUGGAAAUUUCAUCUUGACUGUGUUACUUUUAAUAUUAGAUUCAAUCUGUAUUUCAUAGAAUAUUUCGAAUCAAUCUUUAAUUAAGCUAAAUUGACGCUAUUGACCUAUUAUUAUUAUUAUUAUUGAUACUAUUACAGGGCAAAAUAGAUUCACUCAAAACAUAAAAAAAAACACCUCGUAAUUUUCCUUCACUUUGUGCACGUAUUUUGAACGUAUCAGCAUAUUUGUAAUUCUCGUUAACUGCGUGACGCUUGGGCUGUACGACCCAUCUGACAAAGAUUGCAAAACGCAAAGAUGUCAAAUACUGGAAUCCAUGGAGAAAGCUAUUUACGCGUUCUUUUUAGCUGAGAUGUUGUGCAAAUGGAUGGCUAUGGGACUCUUUGGAAAGAAUGCAUAUUUUGCUGAUUCCUGGAAUCGUUUGGAUUGCUUUAUAGUUGCUGCGGGGUGAGAGCUAGAUGCUUCUAUUUUAACUCACUUAAUAAAGGGCCGGGCUUUCAAUAAUUCACUACUUUUUUCUUUCCUAGGACGUUCGAACUACUGUAUAACAAAGGAGAAUAUUUUAGCGCUGUCCGUGCCAUCCGAGUGCUUAGGCCUCUUCGCGCUAUUAACAGAGUUCCGAGUAAGUGAACAUAUCUUUACAUAGACGAGUUUUUUUUAAGUUUAAAAAAAAACAACAACAAAACAAAACAGAACAAUGUACAGUUAGUUUAGGCCUCGUCCACGCGUAUCCCGGGGGUUAUUUUAUGAAAAACGGAGAUGUUUUGCUCCGUUUUAAACUAAGGACGCAUCCACACGUAGCGUAUUCAAAUAGAUUUUUCCCCGUCCAGACGAAUAAGGUUAAAAUGAUGCAUGCGUGCGCUGUAUGAUGUAUGACGUAAUUGUAUACCAAAACCUCCGUUUUUGUUCGUCCACGCGAAAACGACUAUCCGGCGCUUUCGAAUAUUCCAACUGCCUCUUUUCAAAAACGCUGGCUUCCGAAUACGAUGAUGUCGUACAUAUAUACUUACUAACAUUUCACAUGCUCUCUACGGUUUUUAUGUGAAAGGGCGAAAACGAUUCAAAUACGCUACGUGUAGACGCGUAUUUUUUUAUGGUUACUGCACUAGAGAAUGGUCUGCUCAUGCGUAGAACAGAAAAUUUUCUUUGCUGACGAAUAUGAGGCUCAUGUGCAGUCUGUCAGUCCCAGCUUUCCAAUAACAAUAUAAAAUGUAAUAAAACAACCGUAAACAAAAAAAUACAAUAAAACAAGAAGUCGAAUGAUGAAACAACGGUUGGCAAUAUGUCGUGGUUAUUUAGUGUCUCAUGGAUAACUUAUUUAACUCAACGUUUGGCAUUAUUUUUUUAUUAAUUAUUAUUGACCUCUUUCUUACUGACAAAUUGUGAUAUUUUGCUCAACCUUGUCCUCACCAAUAAUUGCUUUUACUUUGCAGGUAUUCGUAUUCUUGUGACGCUGUUACUUGAUACAUUACCCAUGUUAUGGAACGUGCUUGCUAUUUGCUUCUUCAUCUUUGCUAUUUUUGGUAUCGUUGCUGUUCAGUUAUGGCAAGGAGUGCUUAGAGGAAGGUGCUUUCCUCCUCAAAGUGUCUCAGACGGGUGCGUGGGUAAUUAGUUGAACGAUUAACUGCUACUAUAGUACCUACUGAUGACUCUGGUGGUUAAUACAGUUAUCCAUUUGCAGAGGCAUCAACUGUUUAUAGUCUGUCGCCUUAAGAAACAUGACAAACCGGAGUAAUCGAGAAGAAGUUUGAAAGAAAGUGAAUUGACUGCAUGUUCCUCAUUUUUCUGGGACAAUUCUGUAUCAUCCUGGUUCUAAUUUAAAAUGCCUUCAUCCUCUUUCAGAUGCGACCCUACAAACUAUACUUACACCAAAUUCUAUGUGCCAUCAUUUGACGAUCCCGACUUUGUUUGUACACAAUCAACUAAUAACGGAAUGCAGCCUUGUAGCAAUAUUCCUGUGUUAAAAGAUGAUACAUCUGGCAGAAGCUGUACGCUAAGCUGUGACCAAAAGGGAAUGUCUAAUUACUCCAACAACUGCGUCAAUUGGAAUGGGUAUUACAAUCAGUGCAGACUGGAAGGCGACAAUCCUUUUUGGGGAGCCAUCGGGUUCGACAACAUCUUCCUUGCUUGGGUCGCUAUUUUCCAGGUUAGUACAAAAAUAGCUGGACUCAAACGUAACCCCCCAAAAAAUAUAUAGAGGGUAUUACACGGUGGCGCGAAGAUAUGAAUUUUAUUUUCGAGUGGCAAAGCAAUGUUUUACGAAAGAGCGCAGCGAGUGAGUAAAAUAUUGUUUUUGCCACGAGAAAAUAAAAUUCAUAUCUUCAAUCCGCCGUUUAAUGUUCUUUUUAUUAUAUAGACAAAAAGACAUUGAUAAAAUAAUAGAUUAGUAAUUGUGAUGACUCAAAUUUACAGUAGGGCAAUAUAAGACGUUGUUUGCAAUAAUCUUGAGAAAUAAUACUGAACGAAAUAGGGCUCUACAAUGACAAAAUAUAAGCAAGACUUUGAAAAAUGCGUAAGUAAAAUUCAAAAGACGCCAGACGCCUAUAAAUUUCGAAGGGAAAUUACCGAAAUUACGUCAUCGAUAAACUCACGUGUGACAUUAUGGAAAAUAAACCACUCGGGUCCCGGAUGUAGUUUUUAUGAAUUUUACGAGUGGUAUAUUUACUCAGUUUUACUCCCUCAAAAUAAAUUUUAUAUAUAUCAUAUAUAUAUAUAUAUAAUUUAUUUUGAGGGAGUAAAACAGAGUACUGUAUUUUCUCGAACUUUUCACGCUUCAAGCGCGGCGCUUAUCUGAGGGAGCGUUUAUUUGAAAAUUGGACGCGAUAAAGAAUUGUAUUAACUACGGCAUUAUUAUUUCCAUAUUAAACUAACGGAAUUAACGUCUUUUGAUUUUGAUUGUAUCAGGGCUGCGGCGAUUACUGGCGGGAGUGGGAAGGGUUCUUAUUAACUUGUUUCUCCCAAAUGCGGUGCAUAUUCGAGGGCGGGGCUUAAUCGGGGACGGCGCUUAUUCGAGUAAAUACCAGUACUAAAAUAGUCUUCACGUAAUGGUUGUGUUUUAUAAUUUUACGUACAGGAUAUGACGUUUGACCAACUUUUACACACCAAAAAAGAGAAGCGAUUUUCCGGCCCUACUUUUGAAAACAUGCUUUUAUUAAAAUACUUCAAAGGAUGCACAUUUUUUUAAAGAUUUAUUAACCUGAGCUAAACUAAAGACAACGAAAAUCUCCCACGAGAAAUCAAGCAGUAAUGCUACCACUUACAAAGAAUAUCCAGUACUGCACAUCACUAUUUUAUUGAUUCUAGCAAAUGACAUUUUUACUGUGUUAUCUUCAAAUUCAAAGUGUAAUAAACAGUCACAUUGUAUAACCCUAGAAGCAUAUAAACAAAAGGGGUAUAUGCUUCUGAUAAGGCUAUGAAAAUAUCUUGGCUAGGAGAAGGUAGGAUAGCUAAACAUUAGAAGAAAAUUCGCAAAAUUUUGUCUCAAGUCAGGUAAAUGAUCUUACUUAUUUAUUUUCUUCAGGUGAUUACGCUAGAAGGAUGGUCGGACAUCAUGUAUUAUGUGCAGGACGCCCAUGGCUUUUGGAACUGGAUCUAUUUUGUCGUUCUUAUUGUGGUACGUACCCUUGUUAGCCAGCCGGGAUAGUAACUUACGAUUGAGCCGUCAUAGCAGAACAGAAGGUUGUGAACCCCAAAAAUGAAUAAGUAAUUAAUGAUAAUGGUAAUAGCCGAACAUAUUGAGAUUGGAAAACCAAACUAAAUAAAUAAAUAAUGGUGAUGAUUACAAUAACGAUAACGAUAAUUUAAGAGUAAUAAUCGUCUUUGCAAAAUAUAUUUCAAAAGUUUUGUAAUUGUUAUUCUAACUCUACAGCCUCAAUUUUAUGUGGGGUUGAACUUAAGGACAAAGGUGAUUCUGGUAGGUCUGGUAUUCGGGGCGUUAGGAUCAGUACCAAUGAAUUUGAAAAACAACUGGAAGGUUAUUUAUUGUGGAAAUGAUACAGAAAUGUGCACAAUUGAGGUCAGCAAGAAUUAUAGGAAAGAUUGACGGAUGUAAUAAAGGACGAAAAGGGUAAAAGGACUAAAUUCCGACUAAAUGUUUGGUAAUCUCUUGCAGAUAGCCUCCUACUUCAUGACAAACCUGUGUUUAGUUGUGAUCACUACUCAGUUUCAAGAAACCAAACAGCGUGAGAGUGAACUGUUGCGACAAAGUCGUCGUCGUGAAGGAACAAGCACAAGUACAAUAGCUAGUAGUAGGUAUGGAAAGGACGGCUGCUGGAUUGAAAUUUUAAGAUACAUUGAACACUUAUUCAGAAGAUGCAAAAGAAGACUUCAAAGAAAAUUUAAUUGCAAAUAUUGCGAUGAUGGGAGUAAGAAAAGAAGAACUUCCAAGCGUAGAAGACGCCGAAGAAGGCAAAAGAAAUUGGUGUAUCAUCAUCACCAUCAUCAUCAUCAUCAUCAUCAUUAUCAUCAUCAUGUACACUGCACAGAUCCCAAGUGUCCAUGCGGUAAUAUUGAACAGCAGUCACCCGCGAAUCAGGGAAAUAUGAACAUGAUCCGAGAUGGAUCUUCGGUUGAUGUUCGGCGUUUACAAUCAAAACAAGACAAACCGAGUGGUAAUACGCUUACUGUGCCGGGACAGGUACCCAGUAAUGGUGAGGGGACAGGAGCAAUACAGACAAUCUCUAUAAUCACUGGUUCUUCCUGUUCAGUGAGAAAAGAUCCUUCCUCCUCAUUGAACGCGGGAGAAAUGAUUACCACAGCAACGGCGGCUGUUGCUAUCAACGGCAAAUCGGCAGUGGCUGAUAUUUCAACUCACUCUUUUUUGUCAGCGGCUUCGCUAACUAGUGUAACCGCAGCAGCUUCUGCCAGUGCUGUCGCUGCCUCUGCUAUACAUAACGUUUGCUCAUGCGCCGUGGAGCACGUUGAGGAAGACAUUAAAGUGGACUAUGAAUCAGAAUUUGUUUACGAGGAAGAGGAUGCGGGCAGCGAUAGUGAUUUUGAUGAUGAUGAAUACGAUGGCGGCACGCAACAAAAUGAAAAGCCAGUCGCACGCUUCCGUCAUGCGUGUCGCCGCAGCGUGGAAAGUAAAUGGUUUAUGUACGUUAUUAUGGGUGCCAUCUUUCUUAACACUCUCAGUAUGGGCGUUGAGUACCACGGACAGGUAAUAAACUGAAUGCUUCAAGAAAAUUGAUAUUUUUUGUUUAUUAGAGAAAAAUCACAUUUUAACAUGACUCCAAGGUCCAGAGACAAACUAAUGAGUCCUCGCCUGAAAUAUUUACGCGCAAUGUUGCAUCGGUAGAAUCUCUUUCUGCAGUCUGCAACAUUGCGCGCAAUGAUACGGUGCAUCUUCCACCAAUCAAAUCGCUGUCUUAAGAAGGAUCUGCAGCUAAGCAUACACUGGGGGCAAUAAUUUUUUUAAGGAAAAUUCUUACCUAUUUUCCACCAUUUUUCACUUUUGCUAUUUGCUAUAUUAAUUGUCCGUUUAUGCCAGAACGUUAAACCUCAUCCAAAAAAAUUACACUAUUCGUCGAGGUGUUCAAAGGGAUCUAAGGGCUGUCUUCUAACAAUACUAGAUGAUGUUCAACCAACUUGUUCGUUCAGUUAAACGCACUGUUAGUAAAACCUCAUUGAAGUUUAAAUUGAUAGUGUUUCUAUAACCUGUGCUGAUGCAAGAUAAUAUCGAACAUUGCUUAGGAGUAUGCAGUACCACACGAUCACUGUACCACACACUACCACGCACUACCACAGUACCACACACUAUUUGGAAAUAUAUAUAGGGGUUUUGUUUUAAAAGAAAAUGUGGUGCUGCUUUGGAGAUGGAGUAACCCUUCUUCAUAGGACUAACACUCGGAACGUAAACAUUUGAAUCUCCUGACAUUGGUAAAUUAACUGUAUCAACUACAUUUAUAAAACUAAAUAUUUGUGAAUAUUUGAAUCAAAGCUUUGCAAUACAGAUGAGACAAUGUUCACACUAUUUAUCCCUCGCUGCGUUUGUCAGACUGAUUAACUAAACUUUAUUUGAUGUUUACUCUUUUUCUUUACAGCCUCAAAUGAUGGAUAAAGUUUUGGAAAUUCUUAAUUAUAUUUUCACGGCCAUAUUUGCCUUAGAGAUGCUACUCAAGCUAGUAGGAAUGGGUCCCUAUGGUUACAUCAAGGAUCCCUUUAAUCUAUUUGACGGGUUUAUUGUUAUUAUGAGGUGAGUUUUAAUGCCGCAGACCCAGCAUAGAGCAGUCAGACUUGAUUUAGACUAACUUGUAUGCAGCUACUCCUGGGGUCUUCACGCGAGACUUAACCGAAACGAUAUCAAGAGAGACAGUGGAGUUUUCACUAGAGAAGCGUAGAUGGCCAUGGCUCAGACAGCGUAGCAGUCGAUUAAUAGCACAGUGGGUGGGAUACACUGAGACUUCUAACAUUACCAAUAGGGUCAAAAGUCCAUGUACCAAUUGUGAGGAUGGGAAUGAUCAAAGAUGACUUGCCUGCAUCAAUUCAGUGGUUCUCGUCACGGUGGCGGGCCUGCUUUUGAAGAUCUAUAUAUUUUAUUUUCGUCCCUUAAUCAACUCUGAUUUUUUUUCCAGUAUUGUUGAAGUGUUCGGUGAUAGUGACAGCGGUAUUUCAGUCCUGCGGUCGUUCCGGUUGCUGCGGAUAUUCAAGUUAGUCCGAUUCCUACCGGCGCUGAGGCGUCAGCUGCUAGUAAUGAUCCACACUAUGGACAACGUCAUGACCUUCCUUGCCCUGUUGGCGCUGUUCAUCUUCACAGCUAGUAUAUUAGGAAUGAACCUGUUUGGUGGUAAAUACGAUUUUCCAAAUGAGAGUGGACAGCCCGAGACAGCACGUGCAAAUUUUGAUGACCUGUUUUGGGCACUGGUGACUGUUUUUCAGGUAAGACUGACCGAUAUCCCAUUGGAAACGUUAUUUAAAAUAUUCCCUUUUAUUGCGUUUAUUUUGGUAAAUAUGGCGUCAGUCAUAGGUUCAGCUCAAUUCGUUACGGAUGUCACUGAACUGAUCUUACGUCCAAGGCAACGUGAGCUGCUUUAAGCUGUAUUUUGUUCAAGGUGUCCAAGGGAAUUAAGGCUGCCAUAGCAAGGAUCUAAUGUAAUGUAUACGUUUUACCCAGGUUCUGACCCAGGAGGACUGGAACACAGUGAUGUACGAUGGGAUGCGAGCUACUUCCAAAUGGGCAGCUUUAUAUUUCAUACUACUCAUGACAAUAGGAAACUAUAUCCUCUUUAAUUUGCUGGUUGCCAUUCUUGUAGAAGGAUUUGCUAAUCAACCGGUAAGCGUCUUUUUUGUCUUUUUUGCUUAAGAAACAAGGCAUUUAACGAUCAACUAGCACCAGAAACUCAUAAGGGAUUGAAAACCCCUUAUGAGUUUCUGCUAUCGCUUAAUGGUCUUCAAUGUCAGUAAUAUUAUAUUUAAAAUUCAUGCUUAGCUUCGAGGCUUGAGGAAAUAAAACAAAAGAAAUGUUUUAUUCACCCUGAGUCUUAAGAUGUUUUUUUGUUCUAAUUCCCCAAAUCCUUGGAGCGAAGUAUAUAUCGAAAUUAGUCUAUUUCUUGUUUUGUUUGAAUGCUUUCUUUAAUUACAAAGAAUAGCUUGCAUGAAUCUGCGCAUCACGAUUUGUUCACUCGCUGUAGGAUUUACGCAGUCUUUUAAUUAAUAACGCAAACUGGAGGGAAUGUAAUCAAUAGCGAGCGAUAUUCUUUAUAGACUUUUUUACUUCCGCUUAAAGUUUCGUUUCAUAUUUCAACUAAUUUUAACUUUAGAAGCAAGAAGGAUUUCUUCGUGAAUCCGUGAAUUAAACAGUUCUUACUUUUUCUCCAUUAUUAGGAAAAGACUGGAAGUACUUGGAGUGUUAAGUCAAAAACAUGUAGACGCGAUAAAGAUGUUGGAAAAAACGGUGAAAACCGCUUGUAUGCCCAGCCAUGCCACCAUUUAGUUACCACGGUAACGCCUCGGGUAUGCGUGAGUCCCACACCAUCAGUAGCCAAUAUGGGGCCUGCUGGUUCCCAUGACGACAUGAGAAGAUAUGAUGAUAGCGACACCGCUGAUCCAGUGCAUCGCUUGCGCUGCUCAUUUCCUUCUCUUUCACCUAAAAGUACAUUAUGUAGAGAUGUGAGUCUAUAGUUGGAAAGAAAUUUGAUUCAGUUGAAUCGCAGCCGGACAUUAUGCUUCCCCUAUUUUAAUGCUACACUGCAAUUAAGGCAAUAGACGAUCUUUGGGCAUGGUUUUUGUAUCAUGAAUGUCAAUUUGUCGUAUAGUUAAAAUUGUGGAAUCUUUCUCAUCCUUGUCUGUUUUUUUUUUUAAUUCUUUAAAACAGGUUAAGACACCUGAGAUUUCCUCAAUUUUAAGCCUGCAAACAAACAUGCGCAAUCGCAUUUGUGAGCCACGGCGCAAAGCCACUUUUUUGUCUUUUUAGGAAGUUUUAAUUCCUAGCAUUCUCUAACAAACUUAAAGUUUAACAAGAGUCUAAACAUAAUCGUGUAUUUUUCUCAGGAAUGCCACGCUUCGGCCCCAGUCUCCCCUGUAAGCACCUCCCCAAAAAUACCACACAAGACUCUUUCAUUUGGAGAUACUACAACAAUGGUUAUAGCUAACCCUGCUCAUGCAGAGCGAUGUAUCACUUCUGAUGAUGAAUAUGAGGUAUGUGUUUCCAGUUGUACAUAUAACUUAGUUGUCUUUUUCGUCAGUCGUCUUGUUUGAUCUUUGUGGGUUUUUUGACCCCUUAAAAUGCAUGGUUUGCAAAGAAGACUAAAUUAAGAGAAAUUGAAAGGAAACAUUUCAAAUCACGCAGUGUUUUUGCCUUCCAGCUUAAAUCAUUGGAACUUGGACGUACGUGUUAUUAAGGAGAGGGGAAGUCUAGAGGACCCAGAGUUCCCUCUCGGAACUGGUAACCUGCAUAAACAUAGCGUCGCCAAAUUGAUAGAAGACAAGAACUCAAAUCACUACGGCAUCCUUCCUUCCAUUGUUCGUUGUAGACGUAUAUUAACCUUGUUACUUUACCAACGUUAAACUACAUCUGCGAUGCAGGCUAAGUUUCACCUUGUUUUUUUUCAAUCGUGCGUCCAUGUUGCAGUGCUUCAAUAUUUUUAGUUAGGAUCUUUUUAAUUUUCUGGCUCAUGGGUUAUUGCGCUGCCAGGGACUAAAAUGGCUGAUCUCACGCAAAUACCAGUAGAGUUAAGAAAAAGCUGGAAGUCUUUCUCUCUUUCUCAGAUGAGCGCAAGAGAAGAGGAUGAGGCACAAGUUUGGGUCCAGGAUGGUGUAACAUGUUGCUACUGUAGACGGGACUGGUCCCUAUACAUCUUUUCACCUUCUAACAAGUAUGCUCGAAAAUAAACCUAAUAUAUUGAAGGACUAUUAAAGUUAAGAAAAAAUCUCUUGAAAAGGUCCGAAAUUAUGCAUGUAAAGUGUUCUUACAUCUCUCUGACCAAAAAACGUAGGAGGAGUUGCCUUCAAGUUAUGUCUUCAAGUAUUUAUUGUUUAAAACUGUUUAUUGUUUAUCACUACGUAGUAAGAUAACAUUUUUAAUAGAGCAGGGGAUUGUUCUUAGCGAAACAGAUUCGUUGCUCAAUCAGUUUUUUCUCGUUUAGUUUAUCCUCGUCUGAGUCUCCACUCAUAGCAUUUCGUGGUGCAAAUUACACCAAGUUUGGUUGUGCGUGGGUAUGCUAAGCCUAACACUUAUGCCCAUCCAGAAUUUUUUAUAAUCCACGGAUGUAUUUCAGGUUUCGCAAAUUGAUGAACACGCUGUACAGAAACAAAUGGUUUGAUCGGGUUGUGCUCGCUUUCAUCCUUUUGAACUGUGUUGUGAUGGCUCUUGAGUCACCAGAUCUUGACGACCAAAGCACGGUAAGUUCCAAUAACAAUCUCCAUUAAGAACAAAUGAAUUAUUUACAUUGUAUUAAUGAUGCCGAUAAUCAAAUAUUUUUGGAUGAGGAAAAUCAGAAACAAAAAAAAUGAAUUGUGUAUGUAUGACAGUGCGGUUCCGGGUUGAACAACAGCUAGAGAUACUGACACAAGAAUCUGAUACCGAGUCCAACGCCUCCAACCCUCUAAUGUUGGUAGAAAGCAAAAAAUCUCACUUAAUAAGUACAGGCCUUUGACUCUCUUUCUAGUGAAAUUUUCAAGUUUCCAAGAUAUGAAGUCACGUUUUCAUUGUAACGCAAAUAAAUUGGUGGAAAUUUUAAUUUCCAAGAAACAUUUUCCAGGUGCCAAUCGUGGGUGUCCGGUUCCUGCAAAGGGUACACUUGUAGAGUUGAAGCUUUAAAAAACCAUGAGAGACGCCUAUCCUUUCUUGUACUUUCUCCACUGUAUUUAUGUUACACUUUCUUUAAUUUUCUCCAUUUUUUGCAGCAAAAGAAAGUUAUCGACAUCUGCAUGUACAUCUUUUUGGCGAUUUUUACCAUAGAAAUGUUCGUGAAGGUAAAUAUAAAACAUAAUAUGUUUCAAAGUCUGUAAUUAGACAGAUCUAGUAGGUCUGAUUAGGAUAAGCCUCCAAUAAGAUUUUUCAGUAGGCCCCAGUAAAGCCAAAUCUGCUUUCCAUCCACUUUGUACCAUACUAAUAUUAUAAGCCGACUCAACGGUCACUUUUUCCAUGCACGCUGCAACUAGCACUCAAAGAAUGAGAGCCUCACAGUUCAAGUCGUACCGUGGAAGUUUGUCUUGCGAUGUUCUUUUCUUCCCUCCUGAGUAAAGUAAAUUUCUCUUGGAUAAAGGUGAAAAAAUGAAAUCGAUAUAUAUGUCUUUUUUGCCCUGCUCUUCCUAGAUCGUCGCUCUUGGCCUUUGGUUUGGGCCUAAUGCAUACCUACGCAGUGCCUGGAAUGUAAUGGAUGGCUUUUUGGUUGUUGUCUCUUGGAUAGACGUCAUUGUUGACCUGACAACAGACUCUGAAAACUCCAUCCUAGGAGUAUUACGGGUGUUUCGAGCCUUACGAACAUUGAGACCAUUGAGGUAGAUUUAUAACAGAAUGAAAUAACUGCUCUUAAUUAAACUUUGAUAAGUUUUAGAGAAUAUCAAACAAUAUCAGGGGCCUGUGCAAGCGAGGAUAAUCACCAUCUUUUGGUUAAACUGUACUCAACUGCAGAAUGAAAGAAAAAAUAAAUUGAUAACGAGAAGAUCAUUGGAGGAAAAACACAGUCAGGGGACACGCACAAACCUCUGAUCCCAGACUAUUGUUAAUCCUCUGCUUAGUAAUAUAAAAAUUUGUUUUGGUCCUAUUUCAGGGUAAUCAGCCGAGCUCCUGGUCUGAAGAUUGUGGUAGAGACUUUAAUAUCGUCACUUAAGCCGAUUGGGAACAUCGUACUCAUCGCUGCGACAUUUUUCAUCAUUUUUGGAAUCCUCGGUGUACAGGUAUAUUAGUCUAAUUCUAAUGUAAACGCUAAUAAGUUGCUGUCAUUUAUUUGCAGCUGAAUUGAUGUUGUAUUUUCAACCUCUCUUUCCAGUUGUUUAAGGGAAAGUUCUAUCAUUGCAAGGACGCUUCCUACCCCGAGGUGGAAACUAGAGCACACUGUCUAGCGAUUAAUAAGACCUGGGAAAACAAGGAAUACAACUUCGAUAACUUGGCGAAGGUGAGCCGGACUUUGUUGGCGUCUCUAAUGGCCGCUCAAAGUAUUUUCUAGACUGGAAGAGCAAAAUAAUUCAGUAAUCCAACCUUAUUACAGCACAUUCUUGUUUUUUGCAUGUGUGGUACCAAGCGCAUGCUUCGCAGGCAAGAAUUGAACUAAAGAAGAAUUCAAGCAACACAAUGACAAAAAAAUAUACACAGAAAAAAUUUAUUAUCUUCAUGAAUGUUGACAGUUAAGUGGAUCUUUGCGCAAAGGUCCUGGAACGAGAUUGAGUAAUGAGGUUUUAGCUAUUCAAAAUCACGUCGUUAUUUAUUCAUUCAUCAACCUCACUGUGUGAUCAUUUAUUCACCCAGGCGCUGUUAACACUGUUCGUCUUCUCUACAAAAGAUGGUUGGGUAACAAUAAUGUAUGAUGGGAUAGAUGCCGUGGACAUUGACAAGCAGGUAUCUUCACAUUUUUGCUUUGCGAAACUAUUGACGACUUAUAUCAUCUACGGUUAUGAAUGGAAUUAAAAAGUAAACUUUCUGUUUAGACUUGUUAGCUACUGUUUAACAAGAGGUGAUUAUGUAAAUAGCUGAACAUACAACUUAGUUAUGUCAGGCGACCUAUUCGUUUGACCUAAUCUAGUACCCAGACCUCUUUUAAACGAAGCCGAAGGCGAGACCAUGUCAACUAAGAAAAUUCAAUGUUUUUGAUUGGCUAGACAGUGAGCGAAUGGCGUAAGUGUUGUCUCCUGUGCGCGCUCUAGUGUGUGCAUUUCAUUCUUUGCCAAGUCUUCAGUUUUGUUCAAAUAAAUAUUUUUGCAGAAGAAGUAGUUAAAACUCUCUCGGUAUCAAAGUUAAGCUUUUUGAAAAGACUAAAAAAUACAUAUAUUUAUUAUAUAAACACCAAUGAAAUACCAGGUGAGCUUUUGCGCGAAAACUUGAUAUCUUCACAUGUGAAAAUAACAUGUUAUCUUCGUUGUUUUGCACUUCUGAAAUUGAGGAUUUAUUCCUAGCAUGCGUUCUUUCGUCGGCUGUCACAUUCCUGACAGGCGAUCACGUGUACAAAACGAAUUUGUCCAGAUCUCGCCUUCGGCCUUGUCAACAAGAGAUCUGGGUAGGAGAUUACGUUUGACCCUUUCGCACGCAUUGAAGCACGAUCAUUUUAACACCGAAAUACAUUAACUUACUUUACUCACUUAAACUUAAUUGGUACUGAAUCAAACGAACAACACGUCAGCCCCUCUUUUUCUAUUUUUCAGCCGAUAAAAAAUCACAACAAAUGGAAUGUUCUGUUCUUUGUGGCGUUUCUUCUUCUGGCUGGGUUUGUGGUGCUGAACAUGUUGGUUGGUGUGGUUGUGGAGAAUUUCCAAAAGUGUCGCGACAUUAUCGAGAAGGAUCGCAUGGCAGAGAAAGAGAAGGAGCGUGAAAAACGCUUCCAGUCAGGUAAGUUAAUAAUACCCUGCAGGCUACUUAUAUCGUACACGACGACUUUCUCUUAACUAGCAACUCCCUCAAAAGAAUCACUUAGAGCUGGUUCUUGCCGUUUUUUCCCGUAUGUGAUACCUUAAAAUGGUCUUAUUUAACAGACCAGCCUUCCUGUGUAGGAAACGCUUUCCAGUCUUCUUAUGAACUAAGAAAGGAAGACAAAACGAUAUGUUCAUCUUUCUUACCACUUCUAUUCUUGCUAUCUGUAGAGUAUGAAGGAGAAGAGGCCGAAGAAUUCCCUCAACCUCGUCGUUUUUUCCACCGAAUCUGUACACAUGGCUACUUUGAUAUUGGAAUAUCUGCUGUUAUUGUCCUUAACGUUAUUUGUAUGGCAAUAGAGCAUUAUGAACAGCCUAAGGUGAGCCACAUUAUCCUACCUACACCACAAGUCUCUCUUUAAGUCUCUCUUUUAGAAUUCCUAGUUACGUCCUAGUUGUAAUAAACUGGAUGUACCGGCCUGGCUCCGGAACCGGAACGCAUUGCUGCUCAGGGGUUGUCUUGGAUUUUGCAAUGAUAGUGCCUUUCCAGCAUGUUCUCAGUCCACUUUUUGUAUAGAUGUAUACUACAAUUACAUCAUGUUAGUGGCAGCAAUUCCGUUAUUCCUUUUAAGCAAAUGGAUGAAAAAUGCUUGUUUUCUUAUACUUUACACAAAAUGCUAGCAUUGUGGUCAGGACCUCUCUGUCUCAAUUGCUCUGCUUCUACUCUGAGUGAAGGUCACGAGGUUGAUAAUCGUUUGGCACUAGCGCACGAUUCAUGCCGAACCGAUUCUUCCUAACUUCCUUUGCCAAGACCCCGGUCACCAGUAGUUCUUUUACUAGACUUCUAAAAACCGUUCUUUCCUUGAUUUGAAGUCUUCCAGCCCAUUUUUACGCCAGCGUUCUAAGCGUUUCCAAUUUUGACUUUCAAUGUAGGAACUGGACGAGUUUCUGAAGUAUGCGAAUUACGUCUUCACGGCUGUCUUCAUAUUGGAAGGAGUUUUGAAAAUUUAUGCACUAGGAUUCAGGAAAUACAUAAAAGAAAGGUACACUGAUGAGGACUAGAAAUAUAGCCUUUUUUGGUAAAAUGGGUAUUAUUCAUAACCCAAAGGCUAAAGAAACCGAGAUAAUGACUGAAACAAAUGCAUCAAACAUGGCAAGAAAAACAUCUCCAACUAGUCGGCUGCAAAACAGUUGGCUAUUUACAAGCGUGUCCGAGGGUUUGAAUUUAUGACUAACGUGACCAAAUCCAGCUAGUGGACAGGAUGGAACUUGAACUCAGAAACUGCAGAUUUUAAACCCAUCGCUCUUACCGCAAGGCCAGUCUGCUGCAUAUAUAAGUUAGAGUUACUGCUUAACUUGCUUGAUGAGCAGUAUUUUUUUAACCGUGCUGUGUUUUUGUUGUUUUUGUUAAUGAGAGCAGUUUCAAAUUGAGGGCUAAAAAAAACGGAAGGAUUGCUGUGGUCAAAUACAACAGAUAAAACACCAGAUGUCAGAAAGUAUGGGUAACAGGUGUCAGUAGUCGGUGAAAGCAAGUAAACUCUUUUUGCUCCAUCACUUCUGAUUGUUCAUAAUGAUUUUAGCCAAUCACGUAUCAAUAGCGUUUUUACUCCUUUAAGAAGUCUCUGUCAGUUUAUUACAACAAACAAAUUUUUCUCCCAUGUUAUUGCCUGGGUUCAACUAAACUGCCUCCGUUUGGUCCCUUUUAGCAUUUCAAAGUGCCCCACGAGACGUCAUGUGUAUAGGCUCUAUGGCAUAGAUAUUGACGAGCCAUUGUAUCAUAUUACUUCCCCGUCUGAAAAUGGGAAAAAUUUUCCAGUAAUCAUCAAUGUUUUUGUUUACAGGUGGAACCAGCUUGACCUGCUGAUUAUCCUGCUUUCAAUUGUCGGGAUCGUCCUGGAAGAAAUGAACUCGGAGCUGCCAAUAAACCCAACCAUCAUCCGAGUAAUGCGAGUGCUUAGAAUAGCUCGAGGUGGGUAGGAAUACUUCACUUUGUACAGACUCCUUUCUAUUAAAAGAUUAAAACAAACCAACCAAACAACAACAAAAACACCGCUGCCUCGUCUCCAGGGCUACCACUAUCAUGAGAAAAUGAAAAUGACGAAAUGCGCGGUACAUCAUGGAAAGGAUCGCCGGUUGGAAUGCAUCCUUUGGCAAAACACCACGCGUAAACCCACGCGCCGUCGAACACAGUUAGAGAAAAGGGAAAAGCCUUGGUUAGAGGCAUACAAUUGAACAACAUAGAAUUUCCGUACAUCCUUGCCUUAAUGUGGGCAAAUUAAAAACUAAAAUAACUCAUUUAGCCAAAAGUUGAGACUAUAUUUCUAUUACAAAAUAAAAGGUCUACGUAGUUAAGAUCCUAUUAUCGGCCGGCACUGCCGCCCGGUUAGCUCUUUUGAAGUGCACCGUUUUACGGAGUAUCGGGCUCGGGUUUAAACUCCUGCGAGCAGGGCCAUCAACCAAACUGAUUAAGAUCAUGUUGGCUGUGUUUAACAGCAUUUCUCCGGACUGAUUAAGGUCACCGAGCGGUGAGGUUAUGUCGUUAACCUUGUCGCUCUCAUCCUUCUUUAUUUGUUAAUUCGAUGGGAAAACAUAAAAGAACCCACAAUACUGUUCAAAAAGGUUUCCGUCCGAGAGUUCUGUUCAUAUAUUGUGUAAAGAGGACAUGUACUGUUGUUCUGCAAUCCGGUUUACAUUUACAAUUAUAUACGUGUGGGAAUUAAACAACCUUCAGAGCUUAAGUGUGAAGCGUACCUAAUCAUUUUUUGGCUACAACCAGUAGGGCGCAGAAUAAAUCCUGGUCUCCAUUCGCGUUGAGGGUGAAUUUGAAAUUUCCCUUUUAUUUGUUCACCUUCUGUGCAGAAUGCUGCUUUUAAUGUCCGCUUCCCUAAAUUUUAAGUUCAACCGGUAUUUUAAAAUCAAGGAGUAAUAAUAAUAAUAAUAAAUGCUUUUCUUAUAGUUUUGAAACUGCUGAAGACUGCAGAAGGUAUCCGGAAGCUGCUUGACACAGUUGCUGAAGCUCUGCCCCAAGUAAGUGAAAACUGCUUUCUCCACCACCACCAUCAUCAUCGUCAUAAUCAUCAUCAUCAUUAUCAUCAUCACCUCCGCCACCACCACCACUAUCAUCAUCAUGACUAACACUAGCAGUACCAUCAUCACAAGUUUCAUCAUCAUCACCAUCACCACCACCAACACCAAUACCAUCCCAUCAUCAUUUUCUUUAAAAGUUUGACCAUUUUUCUAUUUUUUGUCUUCCCUCUGUUCUUCUUGUUUGCCAUAUAGGUUGGAAACUUGGGCCUUCUGUUCCUACUCAUGUUUUUCAUUUUCGCCGCCUUGGGAAUGGAACUGUUUGGUAAAAUAGGUAAGUUAUAAAUCUGAAAAUAAGUGGUGCAUGUCAUCAUAAUCGUCAACAUCGACACCGCUGGCAUUGUAACAAGUGCCCUUUAAUUUAGUGAAACCCUCUCUGAUCUCAUGCGUGCAUUUAGGGGAAUCAAUUCGCAGCCCGGACCACCCCUUGUAAUACAAACUUUCGACUUACAUUUUAAAUACCUCUUAACAUAAAACCUCGCAAUUUCCUUUUUCAUUCAAGAAUGCACGGACAUUGUACCUUGUGAGGGACUGGACACGCACGCCAAUUUCAAGAAUUUUGGAUUCGCCAUGCUGACAUUGUUCCGUGUGUCAACUGGCGAUAACUGGAAUGGGAUUCUCAAGGUACUGCAAUUCUCUGAAUAUUGUUUUACAAAAUAGGCUACUAACAGUAGGUUGAGACUGAAUUAAAACGACCUCAACAGUACAGAUGAAGCAUUACUGUCCUACACAAUAACACAGAUUGGCCAGUACAAAUAUUGUUGUGUUCCGGUGACAAAUGUAAUGACAGUAAUGACGUUCAUUAUUGUAGUUCUUGUUGUUGAAGCUUUUAUAGUAAGCUGUUAAUUUAGGUUUGGUAAAAAUAAUAGUCAUUGAUGACAGAUACAAAACUUCUCUUCAAAGAUCAAAAAAUAAACUCGUCAAGUAAACUAGGAGCAAGGUAGUCUAGAGUAAGAAACUCAUUUCUGAGGAAUGGCUUAACGAUUUUUUCGUUUAUUAUUUCUACAGGAUACCAUUAACGAAAAUAGAUGUGACGAACGUCCAUUCUCAGGCUGCUCUGCCCUUGAGCACAUUGCACCCAUAUACUUUGCAAUCUUCGUUCUUGCAACACAGUUUGUACUCCUUAAUGUCGUGGUAGCUGUUCUUAUGAAGCACUUGGAAGAAGCAAGAGAAGAAAGUUCUAUUAACUCAUCAAGAGAAGGUGAAGACGAUGUUUUGGCAAUGCAGACAGAUCCAGACUCUCCUCAGGAGAACAAUAUUGAUGGAAAUUAUUUUUCAAAACAACAUGAAAGCGUUCCUGACUACAAAUCAAACAAUAACACAAUGAUCAUUCCCGUGGUUGGAUUUGUGAAUCCCAAGAAUAAUGACUCUAAUAGCAGUUUAAGUUCUAUUGAACACACAGAUUAUCCAAUGCGCGCAAGCGCUAACUCACGGCAGCGGCUUUCACCAGUUGACCAUGUGCAUACUGAUCGAAGUCCAAAUCCAAGUCUUGCUUCAAUUCGACUUCCGCCAAUCGCUAGCCAGCCGAGUGAUCUCAACAAGAUCGUUAGAAGCUCGGAGAAAAUCGACAGUUCAUCGCUGUCAAGCCCAGAGAAAGAGAAACCAGAUAUGAGUCGAUAUGAUGGAAAUAUCUCGCCACGGGCACCAAUAUACGUUAUGAGCGAAGAUAGCGACUUGUAUGAGAGCAACAUGGAAGUUGACCGUGAACCAAGUAAAGUUUUCACGCCUGUUGAAGGGCACCCCGAACAGCGUUCAUUCUCGCCACUCUCAAGUAGCGAUGAUGAGGAGGAAAGCAGGAAAUAUUUCUUCAAAAAGCCUCCCCACAAAUCAGAAUCUAAAAGAGCGAAGAGCUCUAAAUCGAAACCAAAGGGAACUGCUAGUGUCUCACCCAAACCGGGUCAAAAACUGGAAAAACAAGCGGCUAACAAACUAGUCAAACCCGGCGAUACUCGGUGGGCGUCUCCAACGUUUAGUGCCGCAAAGAAAGGACACGAAGAAAUCAAACUUCAAGGAACGCCAAAAGAAGACGACAAGAACAGGAACUACCAAAUGCAAAGUUACGUGUGAUAAGCCACGUAAAAACAUGUGUACAUCGCAUUACUACUCAAGGGCGUGGCCGAGUUCAUAUAUUGCAUUUUUCGUCUUGUCGCUAGGCAAGUUGAUUUUAAUAUGGUUUGAAUUUGAAGAAAAUGUGGCCAACGAAAACCUGGAAAGAACUUUCUUUAGAAUGUAGCUCCCAUUUUGCGGAAUACCAGUCCCUUUUUGUAAAAAGAUUGCGUAAGGGUCGUUAGAAUUUUGAAAAACCCUGCCGCCACAUAUUAUUUCUUUACUUGGGCCAUCCCCAGUCUCCGGUUUUUGUGCACCAAGAAAUAAGAGGACUUUCAAGAAAUUAAAAAUAUACAUCAAGCCGUAAAGCUUCAAGAGAAAGUAAAAAUUAAUCAGUGUAAUUUGACG